AUGGAUUUGGAGGCGGCACAAGCCCUCUCAGCAAGCUUGGCUCAAGUGGAAAAACAAGGGUCCAUCAGUGUCAUGAACCACGAACUCGCCAGUGUCAUAAUGUCCGCCCGCCAACCUUCAGUAUUAACCAAUCAACUGUCAGCUUCCAAUCAAGAAGCAGCCAAUCAAGGUCUUUCCAUUCAGCAAAGUGAAUUUCCUGAUCUGCGGGGGAACGUUUCAAAUGUGGUUAAGCAGCAAAAUGGUUCAUCACAAACUCCGAACACGUCAGUACCACCACCAUCCACAUCAGCGUCUCAAGCGCCAGAACCUUCCAUGGCUAACAGACUUGCAAUGACGCGUGGCCUUUCGGUUAGAAGUGGCCAGUUAUUUCAUACUGAAUUUCCAAGUUUGAAUGUCAAGACGACCAAGAGGCCAGCCCUGCCAAAGAGCUCUGUCUGGUCCAAGACAACACCAUCCACGAAUUCAUCCACCACCAAGUCUGAAGCGCACACUGCGUGUCACCAAGCAGGUCCCAGCAGAUCAAAGAUGGCUCUUCAGUCAACCGUGGCAGACGACUUUCCAGCACUGCAGAGCAACAAAAAGAAAACCAACCAACUACCGAACCAAACAAACGAUUUCAAACAGAGCCAGUCGGCAGGCAACUUGCAAAGCUUAGCCAUGCAGUGGAUCGGCACGACAAACACCGAUAGUCGUCGUGAUGGUGGAAGUGAGGAAGAGGAAGAUGGUGAUGAUGCUUAUUCACGAUUGGGUGCUGUCGGUGGGAGGUGGAUAAACAAGAAGAGAGAUGAUAACAGGAACGGUGAUGUGGAGUUCACCAAAAUGGAAAACAAUAUGGUCAAGCUGACUAAAAAAAAUGUGAAAAAUGCUAAUUCAAGUCAUCAUCCCACUGUUACGACAUCAAAUAAGUUUGAAGCUUUCGAGCAAUUGAAACCAACUCCUACUCAAAAUCAUGAUAAGCAUCAGCAAGUGAAACAUCAGCUGCCAUCCCAGCAGUUAAAAGAUAAAACAACUACCAUUAAUGAGAAAAAAAAUAAGAAGAACAAAAAGAAUAAAAAUAAAGUGCAUCACGAGGGUAAAGUUCCAUCCAACCAACCGAAGGAAAACGAAGCAGUGCCCAGUAUGAAUACCAGUGCAAAUACUAACAAUGCAGCACUGAGUGAUGAUGAUAAUAAGAAGAAGGAAGGUAUCAGAACAUCUGCUGCAAAUAACAAUUCUGAUGGUUCAACUCGGGAGGGUGAGGACUCUGCAAACAUGUUCGAAGAUGCAGACGAAGAUUUUUCCGGAAAUGAGGUGAAGAAGAGCGUAGAGAGUAGGGAUACUGCUGGCGGUGAUGGAAAAGUGGGUGGUGGUGAAAAAAGCAUUGAUAGACUGAUGGAUGGUAGAUUAAAGGGAAUCAUAAAGGAUGAUGUUGUCUACACUCACUUGUCCAGUCAUGAACAUUUUCCACCGUUGUCUUCUAUGUCAUCAUCGUCGAAGUUGACAUCAUCUUUAUCAUCGCCGUCAGUUGAUGCGGAAGCAACGAGCAAUGUGCCUCGAGCAACAUCAUCCGCACCGACUCAACAACACUCGCUGUCGUCUUCAUCAUCGUCGUCAUCGUCAGUUGUUAAUACGACUCCGCAAAUUUCGUCAUCACCUUCAGCACAGUCGUUGUCGUCAUCGUCCUUAGUUCAACCUGGCUCGACAUCUUUAUUGCAACUUCCCACUCGACCAUCAACAACAAUGCAACAGUCCUCGUUACCAUCGUUAUCAACAUUAUCAGCAUCACAACAACAACCUGCACCGUCGUCUUCAUCAUCUGCAUUCAGACCGCCUCCUGGCUUUCAAUCCAUAGUUAAACCACCACCACCAGGUUUUGCAUCUAUGCCAGUGCAAAGAACACCGCCAGUGUUAACGUCUGCAGCUGCUGCAACUUCAACAACAAUAUCUUCCAUAUCAACAUCAACGGCAGUAUUACCUUCAGAAGUAACAAAUCUUACAUCAUUUUCAACAAUGAAAGACGUUGAAAGGGAUUUCCCCAAACUACCUAGCAACGGACCACCGGGCUUCAACACUAGACCUUCCAAUGCCGCUACCACUAAUAAUGUUUCUUAUAACAGUGACAAAUUCCAACGACUCCGGCAAUCCCUAAUAGACUCAUGCAGCAGUUAUUUGGCUGAAUCAUCACAUUCGGGUCUCUUCAAUGUUAUUGCUUCAUCUGUGCAACUUUUGAAUGAGGGUCGCACCACUGCCGCAAUCUUCCAUCAAAUGUGUCUCGAUGAGUUGACCAAAAUUGUGUCCACGUCAGCAUCGGCAGCAACAACAUCCUUGGCUUACGACUUAUUGAGCGGCGUUUUGACGGAGUUGUUGCAGUGUGUGAAGAGUUUUGAGUUGAGGUCGCAAGUGCAUCAGGUGCAUCUCAGUAGGAAGCCACCAGGAAGUGACGUCAGUGGCAUCGGUGGUGGUGAGGAUGACGACGAUGAUGGUGCUGAUCAUAUGAGGUCACUGCUGCUCAACAAAUACUCUGCUCAAGAUUUAAACUCAACUUCUUUACUGGUCAAUACUGAUGAUGAUGAGUAUGAUUAUGGUUCUGGUGAUUAA
This is a messenger RNA of Helobdella robusta, 2577 nucleotides long. RefSeq lists its product as hypothetical. The coding region runs from base 1 to 2577 and encodes 858 amino acids. The transcript has a single exon. The record is from RefSeq and is a predicted model, not a curated record. Lineage: Eukaryota; Metazoa; Annelida; Clitellata; Rhynchobdellida; Glossiphoniidae.